AUGAGAAAAAGAUUAGGAGCAAUCCAUUCUGAUUCAGCUGAAGAAUACAUUCAACUAGCUCAAACUACUUGGAACAUGGAUCUCUUCUACUAUGAUGGCAAUUCCAAGAAACAAGAAUAAAACCUUGUGAACUUUGAUUUUGAUGAGAGGGAAACUAAUAAUACAGAAAUAGAGGAGGAAGUAUAGAUACAAGCAUAGAUGGAAACUUAGAAUGUAAAAAUACUUGUGAUGGAUGCAGAGAAUGAAGCAUAAUAUAUCUUUGAUUAUUGUGAUCGAGAAAGUCAUCAAAGGAGGGAUUUUGAUUAUGUUUCAAAGGUUGAAGUCAAUGAAAACAAAUAAAUCACUUACCAUUUUUGGAUGAACAAUCUUAACUCAACUAAAUUCACUGAGAUUAUUGAUGUAUACGUGAAAAAUUGUGAUGUAGUGAUAUAUAUGUACAACAAAUCAGUUGAAGAGCAUUAUCAAGAUUUCAUUGAAAAGAUAUCCAAAAUUAAUAAUAAGAGAUUUACUAUUUACAAAGUGAAGAAUGCUAUGAAUAGAACUCAAAGUUUUGAUAAACUAAGCGAUUAAAAUACAGAAAAUGUGAUUGCAGUGAGAAGCCUGUAAGAAGCCAUCUCUAAAACCAUUAACUAAUAUAUAUGA
Molecule: messenger RNA, 642 nt
Organism: Paramecium tetraurelia
Lineage: Eukaryota; Ciliophora; Oligohymenophorea; Peniculida; Parameciidae
Exons: 4
Source: RefSeq, a predicted model, not a curated record